CAGCGCUACACGCUAUAACACCCCAAGCCUGCCUCAGAAAGUGAGAUUCACUUACAUAUCAUCACAGUACUUUGGAUUUCGUCUCAUAUUUGACUCCGUAGUGCUCAUGUUUUGGAGGGCCUUACUACGCAUCUAGAGUGAAGGUAUUAAUACCCAAACAAACAAUGGCACUGCCGACAUCCCAUUCUAUCCACCCUUUCAAACUCUCCAUCGCUGAGUCCACCCUCGAUGACUUACAAACGCGUCUCCGCUUGACACGCUGGCCAGACAAAGAGACAGUCAACGAUUGGUCUCAAGGUGUCCCACUCGCAGCCAUUCAGGAGCUUUGCGAGUACUGGCAGAAAGAAUACGAUUGGCGACGAUGCGAAGCGCUGCUUAAUUCAUAUCCCCAAUUCACGACGACUAUCGAUGGAGUGGAAUUUUACUUCUUGCAUAUCAGGUCAAAGCACGAAAAUGCUCUGCCUCUCCUGCUUACACACGGUUGGCCUGGCUCAGUCCUGGAAUUCAGACACGUGAUCGAUAAGUUCGUCGACCCCGAAUCUCACAGCGGUUCUCCUGAGAGCGCCUUUCACCUUGUCAUCCCGGCACUUCCAGGCUACGCGUUUUCCGGCAAGCCUACCGAGACUGGAUGGGAUUACCACCGUACCGCGCGUGCUUGGGCAGAGCUUAUGCAGCGUUUGGGCUAUGCAGACAGCGGCUGGGUCGCUCAAGGCGGCGAUUGGGGAGCCCAUGUGGCCGUAAAUUUGGGCCGUCAAGCACCGAAAGGACUGAAGAGCGUUCAUCUCAAUUCCAUCUUCUUCGACCCCAAGGUAAAUUUCUUCUCAAUACGCGAUAAAAAGGGCGAGGAACGAGCCAUGUAUCUGGACAGCCUUCGCGAUGCUGGACACCGCGGGUACUCCCUACAGCAGUCAACAAGACCGCAAACUAUCGGCUACGGGCUUGCAGACUCACCGGCUGCACAGGCGGCGUGGAUUUAUGAGAAGUUCAGAGACUGGUCUCAUCACGAUGGCAACGUGGAGACGGUCUUUAGCAAAGACGAAAUGCUCGACACGAUCAUGCUGUACUGGCUAUCAAAUUCCGGCACGUCAUCUGCUCGUUACUAUUGGGAGUGCAAGCCCGACUCAACCGCAUGGCCGAUAGACAUACCGGUUGGUGUGAGUUGGUUUGGCGGCGAUAAUUCUUAUGGGCCAAAGGAAUGGUGCGAACGAUACUACAAGAAUAUUGUAUAUUGGAACGAGACGGAUAGAGGCGGCCAUUUUGCGGCAUGGGAGGUACCAGAUAUGUUUGUUUCCGAGGUCCGCAAGUGGGGAAGCAAAAUUCGGUGA
Diaporthe batatas is the source of this 1325-nucleotide messenger RNA. RefSeq lists its product as uncharacterized. The coding region runs from base 165 to 1325 and encodes 386 amino acids. Gene Ontology annotation, biological process: epoxide metabolic process. The record is from RefSeq and is a predicted model, not a curated record. The transcript is spliced from 2 exons. NCBI's taxonomy places the organism in Eukaryota, Fungi, Ascomycota, Sordariomycetes, Diaporthales, Diaporthaceae. Gene Ontology annotation, molecular function: epoxide hydrolase activity.